Messenger RNA from Cryptotermes secundus, 3634 nucleotides. RefSeq lists its product as uncharacterized. NCBI's taxonomy places the organism in Eukaryota, Metazoa, Arthropoda, Insecta, Blattodea, Kalotermitidae. The record is from RefSeq and is a predicted model, not a curated record. The transcript is spliced from 3 exons. The coding region runs from base 127 to 654 and encodes 175 amino acids.
UUUUGCGACUUUGUGAAUUGUAGGAGGACUCCAGGUUUAGCAAAGGAAAACUACAGUGUGUUUUGCUCCAGAUUCUGCGCUGGAGUUCGGGUACAGACCACUUGCGCCAGAUCACCUUCAGUCCAGAUGCACCCGACGUUUCUAGGAGCAGUACUCACCUUGCACUGUGCUCUUCAUGCCCUGCUUGCUGCCACAGUCACGUCGGAAAGCAUGUCACCAGGAGGAACUGAUCCGGAAGCUGAGAAUAACGUCCUGAGCCCGAAAUGGGAAUCUGACACGGACCUCUUGGCCUCCUACUUGGAGCAACUGCUGCGGGAACAUGAGCUCUGGGACUCUAACGAGUUGCCUCUUCUCUACGUGGAGGACGCCAACAGCGAGGGGUCAGAAGAAGAUGACGCUUUGUCGGUACCAUGGAAACGCUCUCGGUAUUACCGACGCUAUCCUUGGAAGCGUCAAAAUGGGCGUCACCGUUCCCAGUACGCGGACGCUAGCCGAUAUAUGUGUAACCCUACCCGAGAAGAUGUCUUCCAGCUGCUGGUGGCGCUCCAUGAGGCCAGGGAGGGAAACACUAGGCGUACUGUUAACUUCUGUAACCGGAAGCGACCAGCCAGUACAAUUUUCACCAAUAUCCGGUUUCUUGGACGUCGAAAAUGAAAUUUUUUCACAUAACAAGAGGUGGUACUAAAGACAACAAUAAUAAAUGUCUUGUAGUUCCUGCAGAUUUUAAAAGUAUUAAUCGAUGUCUCCGAGUUCUUUCGCCGUUCUUACUGUAGUUCAUUAUGCAUUACGAAACGUCAUGUUUAUGAUAAUACAUUAUCUCAGAUGCUUUAAUGUGAUAUGUUUGCUCAUACAAAUGUGAAUAAAUUGAUCUAAAGUACAGUCAAAUAUUUGCAACUUUUUUCUUCUUUGAUAAUAACAAAUAUGUGAACCUAUUAUUUCAGCCCAGUUUUUAGAUGUCCACAGAACAUUGUAGAUGGCAAACAUCACUUACCUCUAUUUUUAAGAACGUGUAUUCGAAACUUUAAAACAAGUUUCCAAUUCAAAUUAUGCACACAGUACAUAUAGCGCACAGAUGUUUGGCCUAUCCAUAGCAAAAUCAUGCUUUUUGAGCCAUUUUAAGUUAUUUAUAGUAAUUUUAAUGUUUCGUCUCAGAGAUAAAUAUAUUUUUCAAUUUGUCUUCUCUAUACUAAACUGAAAUCGCAGUAUAAUGUUCUAGGCAUACAAAUAAUUUGUUUUGGUUUAAUUUCAACUAAGUUUCUUUCAUACCACCAAUUACCAAAAGUGUCCAAAUUGAAGAGAGAUCCUGAAUUACGGAUAACAUGAUGCACGGUGUGACAUACGAGUAUAUUAUCAAGAUUUAAUAUUGUUAUUAUUCAUAACUUUUAAAACAUGUCCUCUUUUAAUAUACUUAAUAUAAUUAUCUUACAUUUAAGAUAAAUCAAACGAUCUAGAUUGCUUAUAAGAUCUAUUUAUCGUAAGAUUCGUGUUAAAAUGUCCAGUUAUUUAUUAAGCCAUUAACAUGAAAUUUGUGUAAUUGCCUCUCUCAAAGAACCACACCAAAUUACUGUAUAAUAUUCAAUAAUAUUCGGAAAUUAUUCUGGGAUUAAAUUGUUCUCUCACAAAGAAAUGCGAUUACAAUAAUGAUGAUUGUUCAGUAUGUUUUAUUAUAAAUCUCUGAAGUAUUUAAUUGUUUGAACGAAAUAACUGGGUUAAUAUAGAGCUGUAUGUGUACACAGACAUUUUUACAUAGUGAUAACGUUACUUAUUAGAAUAAUUACUUAUUCUUCGUGUGAGAUAUGCUGCUUUCUUUGUAACGCCUUACAUGUUAGCUCUGCAGUUAGAGAUGGGAUAACAAUACAAUUUUAAAUUUAAGUUUGCGCAUGUAAUUAAAAUAAUGCGUGUGACGUUUCGAAUCACUUUGCCAUAAUAUACACACAUCGCUUUAAUAACUGUGAUUACCGUACAAAUUUAUAAAAGUGAGGAACAAUUUUAGUAAUAUCUUUGGAUGCUUUCAUUGUUCACAACAUGAAACAGGUAAAUGAGGAGACCUUCGUAUUUCACAAAAGUAUACCUCAUCAAUUCUUGGUACAGGCAAUCAAAUCUGUUCCAGUUUCGCAUAAUAAUACUCUAUGAAUGCUCGUUCUUAUACCAAAUAAACCAAAUAAAAUGUAACAUCUUCUCGGGUCAUCAUGAGUAAUAUUUACUUUAUACCUACUGCCAACUCAGUGGUUGUAAUAAUAAAGAUACAGUAUGUUCUUCCCGGAUACUGUAAAAAAUAUUUAAUGUAAUAAUUGUACAUACUGAAACUUUGGCCGAGAUCAUAACGCUGCUUACAUGCAAAGCCGAAAGCGCAUAACAACAUUUCUGAUUCGAUAUAAUUAAUGAUUUGUUGCACCAUAUGUUUAUAUUUUUCUUUGAGUUAAAGGAAACAGGUGAUCUUAUUUCUAUACAUGUGAUAAUUAUUAUGUCGAAUAUAGAACAGUAUUAAUUAUUUCUAUGCCCCGUGUUAAAUUGAAGUAACCUCAGUCCCUCUUCCGAAACGCUGUGAAUACAUAAAAUUCUCAUUUUUAAUUCAUGUCUCUCGCCAACUAUUCUGGAUCUUAAAUCACUCCGUACUGUAGCAAUAUGGAUAAUAAUAUUUUUUCUGGAUCAUUAGAAUAAAAUAAACUUUUCUUUAUUUUCCGAGUUUCCUCUCAGACGUCCUGUUUAGUUUGUUUUAACAUCCUAUGAUAAUGUUGUGAGCAUUUCAACAGACUAUACAGAUAAAUGAUUGUGUCACUUCUGUUUAGGGACUGCAAUAACCAAUAAGAUUAAAUUAACAAUUACCUAACGUAGUUUGCGGCCCAGAAUUAUUCAUAGUGUCACCAUAUUUAAAUUUAUGAUUCUGAUUAAUUAAUUAAUUAAUUUUAAUUUAAAAUUAUAUUGUGCAUUAUCAUGAAAUGUUCUAACACAGUUGUCCCCAUAUACCCUAUGACUAAAUCUCCACGAAUACUUAUUUCCUGAAUGUAAUUUUCGUAAAUACAUUUAUGUAGUUGAUUUUUAAAUAAAUUUCUUGUGAGAAAAGCUCAGAAAUUUGACUUCAGUUGUCAUAGUGUUGAGUUGUUUGUCUUGAUGCUGCCUUGAUAACAACAGCUGAUAGCUGAGUUCGCCCUUGAAAAUAAAACGCAGGAUUGAAGGCUGUGGUUCUAGGUUAGGGUAUGGCGCGGCCAGGAAAGAUGGGUGCUAGCGUUUCGAGGGAACCUACUGCCUUCAUCUUCAGGCUGAGAAUGAAAGCGACAUGUGUCUUCGGAACAUUCAUGACUACCUACCAAACUGUACUGUGCCAUAAUCCUGUAAAACGCUAUCUGCAUUUCAGUGUCUUGAGGAUUUAGCGUGUCCUUUAAAUACAGGUCUGUAAUUAGAGAAGCAAAACCGAAAGGAUUUUAUCUUUUAUUAUUACCCUUACAUGAACUGUGAAUUGUCCUCUUUGGAAUAAACCCUUAAAAUCGUCCCCUAUCGCUACCUCUCGUACCAUUUCCUAUUCAUCAUUCACAAUCAUCGAGUUAUUCUACACUGUAGAGGCUUAAUGAUUUAGUUUUUUUCUGUUGCUAGUGGGGUGGGACUGAGUCCCUUGUACUGCGGCCACUUCUGGCCU